Molecule: messenger RNA, 751 nt
Organism: Coturnix japonica (Japanese quail)
Lineage: Eukaryota; Metazoa; Chordata; Aves; Galliformes; Phasianidae
Source: RefSeq, a predicted model, not a curated record
ACCCUAUUGUUUGGGGGGUCCAUAGGGUUGUCCCGAGGCCGAGUGCUUCAGGCUGAGCUGCCCCAUGGGGGGGCUGGAGAAGCAGCAGAGGGUGACGCUGCACCUCAGUGCCCGUCUAUGGGCACGAUCCUUCCUGCAGCGGGAUGUCCGUGCUCAGACUUUGCGCUGUGAUGCCGAGUACCGGGUGCUGCGGCUGCCCUAUAGAGUGAGACCCCAACACUACCCCAGCCAGAGCCUGCAGGUGGUGACGGGGCUGCAGUGGGCUCGUGCCGAGGGCAGCGCGGGGGUCCCGCUGUGGGUGGUGGUGCUGGCCGUGCUGCUGGGGCUGCUGCUGCUCGGCCUGCUCAGCUACGGCCUCUAUAAGCUGGGGUUCUUCAAGCGCUCGGUGCCCUAUGGCACCGCCAUGGAGAAGGCCCAGCUGAAGCCCCAGGCGGCGUCGGAGGCGUAAAGGGGACCCGGCACCGGCGGCAUCACCGGGACGGCACCGAUGAUACCAGGCACCGAUAGCGGCACCGGGUCCAGCCCCAUGGAACCAACUGGGACUGACGGCAGCACCGGGAGCAGCCGGGUGGGAAACAACAACGGGGGCAACAGCAGAGAGAGAUGGGAUGGAACCGGGGGGGGGAUGGGGAUGGAUGGCACCUGGUGGGCACCACUGCCAUGGCAUCACUGUGCCAAUGCUGUCACCAUGAUGGGUAUAGCCAUGAUGGCACCAAUGUGCCUUCAGCAUCAUCACGAUGGACAUGGCCAU